Molecule: messenger RNA, 1527 nt
Organism: Lottia gigantea (owl limpet)
Lineage: Eukaryota; Metazoa; Mollusca; Gastropoda; Lottiidae
Exons: 10
Coding region: 1-1527 (508 amino acids)
Biological process (GO): transmembrane transport
Cellular component (GO): membrane
Molecular function (GO): transmembrane transporter activity
Source: RefSeq, a predicted model, not a curated record
AUGUUAACUAAAUUGUCACAUAUUAUAUCAAGCAACUUAAUUAUAACUUUUUCAGAAUAUGGUAAAUUUUUCUUUGCUCAUUUGUUUGUGUGCAGCUUGGCAGCGGCUGCAGAUUCCAUAGAAAUUAUGUCAUUAUCUAUGAUAUUGCCUUCAGCGACAUGCGAUUUACAACUCACAUCAGUUUUUAAAGGAUGGAUUAAUGCUUCUGUUUUUAUAGGCAAGACUGAAAAUCUCUUGUUUUUCUCUGUAGGUAUGACGUUAGGCGGUAUUGUCUGGGGUCCAUUAGCAGAUGUUUCUGGUCGAAAAUCUAUAAUGUUAACGUCCUUAACAUUAAAUUGGGUAGCUGCAUUGAUUUCCAGUUUUGUAAAUAAUCCUUACGUAUUUACCAUUCUUAGAUUUUUCAGUGGCCUUGGCAUUGGUGGCAGCAUACCUGUGAUAUUUACUUUUUUCAUUGAAUUUCAACAUAAAAGUCUUCGCGGAACUAUGGGGUGUAGUUUGACAAUAGCAUGGAUGUUUGGAAAUGUAUUCCAGGCUGGAUUAGCUUGGGCUAUAAUUCCUAAUAAAGUUGGCAUUUCGACAUCUAUAUUAGAUUAUACAGGCUGGAGAAUGUUUAUUGCUGUUUGUGUCAUACCCAGUUUUGUAUCAGUAUUAAUAUUAAUAGCAAUGCCAGAGUCGCCGAAAUAUCUACUUCAGGAGGAACGGAAUGAAGAAGCAAUUGCUGUGGUAAGAAAAGUAUAUAGAUGGAACAAUAACGAAGAGAUAGAGAUCAAAAAAAUAAUUCUUGCUGGUGAUGAAAAUACAAGUUUAGUAAAACAAAAUAAAGAAGAAGGAAAAUUUAAGAAUUGUUCAAUAUUCAAUCAAGUUUCAGAAUUAUUUUCAAAGAAGUAUCGAUGUUUAAGCUUCAUUACUAUAGGUGUUAUUGGAUUUUUUUCUUAUGGGUAUUAUGGUUUAUUCAUGUGGUUUCCAGAACUAUUUCGUAGAAUGGGUGAUAUGAAUGGAUCUUCUUUUUGUGGCCUUUCCUCUAAUCAAAAUACUACCCCCGUUGUGAGCACUGAGAUCGAAAGUUGUAAUGAACUGGAUAAUCAAGUUUACAUUGAUUCAUUAAUAUCAAUGUCUGCUUCUGUUGUCGGUCCGCUCCUAAUUGUGUUCUAUGUAGACAGAAUAGGUCGUAAACCAUUCCUUGUUGGCGGACUACUAUGUGGAGCAUUCUCGUUGUUUUUCUUUUACUUUAUAACCACCAGGGUUCAUGCAAUCAUUUUAAGUUCAGUUUUUGCACUCUUUGCUUCAAUUGUGUUCAGUAUAUUUGACAUAGUAGCUGUUGAACAAUACCCAACACAUGUAAGGUCGACAGCAUUUGGUAUAUUUUGUGCGGCAAUACGUCUGGCCGCAAUAUUAGCCAAUGUUUCGUUUGGAAUGUUAAUUGACCAGAACUGUUCCGCAAUGAUAAUUACUCCAGCACUUCUUUUGCUUGCUUCAGGAAUCCUAGCAUUCUGGACUCCAGACAUGACUCAGAAAGAUAUAUAUUAA